AUGAUGGGUUGUGAAAACAAAGGAAAUGGACCCUAUGGAAUCACAACUUUUCAGCAAAUUGUCUCUUCCUGUUGUGGUGCUGUUCUAACAUCCAUUUUGGUGACACCUCUAGAUGUUGUCAAAGUUCGACUACAGGCCCAAAGCAAUCCAUCCCUGAAAGGAAAGUCUUUUUUGGAUUCUGAUGGCUUGACUGAUCACAUUUAUCUUUAUGAAAAUGGAACUGGCAAGACUUGGCAUAAGACACCUGGUCGUUUUACUGGCAUGUUGGAUGCUUUUGCAAAAAUUGUUCAAAGAGAGGGCGUGAAAGCAUUGUGGAGUGGGUUGCCGCCCUCACUAGCGGUUUCAGUUCCAACUACAGUAAUUUAUUUUACUUGCUAUGAUCAACUACGUGAUGCCCUCGUUUAUAAAUUAGGAGAUAAUGACUACAUUCCACUUAUUGCAGGUGGCAUAGCCAGAUUAUGCUCUGCUACUAUAAUAAGUCCAAUUGAAAUGAUUAGAACAAGAAUGCAGUCUGGACGAUUGACUUACACACAACUGCUUGCUCGCAUCAGUACAGGUGUCACCCAGAAUGGCUGGCUUUCACUCUGGAAAGGAUGGGGUCCUACUAUCCUUAGAGAUGUGCCAUUCUCAGCACUCUAUUGGUACAAUUAUGAAUAUUUCAAGAUGAACUUAUGCAAGAAAUCAAGUUUGCAUGAGCCAACAUUUUUUAUCAUCUUCUCAUCAGGAGCAGCAGCUGGUUCUAUUGCAGCUACAUUAACUUUACCGUUUGAUGUAAUAAAAACACACCGACAGACUGAGCUUUGGGAACUUGAUAUUACACAUUCUCCACAGAAGAAAACUGGAUCAAUAUGGGAAGUAAUGAAGAGAAUUGUGAUUCAAAAUGGAUUUACUGGAUUAUUUACUGGUAUUAUUCCAAGAUUGACAAAAAUUGCUCCUGCUUGUGCCAUAAUGAUCAGCACAUAUGAAUAUGGGAAAACUUUCUUUCGUAGAUUAAAUAAAGACAACGAUAUGAAGAACUAUUAA
Messenger RNA from Protobothrops mucrosquamatus (brown spotted pit viper), 1023 nucleotides. It is a transcript of the gene SLC25A40, whose product is annotated as solute carrier family 25 member 40. Gene Ontology annotation, biological process: mitochondrial transmembrane transport. NCBI's taxonomy places the organism in Eukaryota, Metazoa, Chordata, Lepidosauria, Squamata, Viperidae. The transcript has 10 exons. The coding region runs from base 1 to 1023 and encodes 340 amino acids. The record is from RefSeq and is a predicted model, not a curated record.